CUUCUGGAACAGAAAGGACUUCCUUGAACGGACUUGAGGCUUUUUGCUUUUGAGCAGCAGUGACGAAAUCUGGUUUUGCAUGGGUGUAUAUCAGGAAACUGGCAAGCCUCCUCCUCCUAAUGUCACCCCGAAGAUGGCCAGGGAUCGCGCCGGGUCGGACUACUCAGGCCACAUGAGCGAUACCACCACGUGCAGCUGCGUCGCGAGCUCUAUCGACAAAUGCUCGUUGCGCGGCUGCGGCAUGUUCCAAGAGCCGUUCUUCCUGCAUCCGCCGGGCUCUCGACCUCGGGACGGUAUCUACAUAAAUCCUAUGAGUGCAUACAUCGGCGAACCGCCUAAACCUAAGGACACAACCGAGUCCUUCUACCUGCAUAGCCCGCAUGAUCUAGUUUACACAAGGAUUACGCGGCUGUUUGGCGACGCCGAGAAGUCGCGAAACGGCGUCGCGGCGGAUCAGCGCCAUAUGCCGGAGAGGAAAGACGAGACUCUGACUGUGAAAGUGGACGUGCACAUCAACAACGGCGGAUUCGUCGGCCGGCCGCAUCCCGGCAACGGACAUGCGGCGCGCUCCGAGAUCGCGAGGGAGUCCUCGGAUCAUGCUUACGAGCAGAUCUGCGUGAGGCAGGAAGAAACGAGCAGCGUGAGCUCGUCAUCGCGGAAAAAGCCAGUGGACAAUACCUCCGACAGCAGUCGUUCUCGAAAAACCGACAGGCGAUACAGCCGAUCCAGCAGCGCCAGCGAAUCCUCGAACAUGAGCAGCGAGGUCCAUGGCCUCUCCUCGACGACGUCCACCCCAUCCUUAUCACGACACAGUAGCAGCGAACGGAUCAGCAAGUCGGGGAUUAAAACAAACGCGGAAACGCUACACGAGAGGAAGGAUUCGUCCAGCGCGCAAGUGGAAAGUGAAAAGGAGAUCCGUACAAAUGGCAACGGCGGACCUAGUCUCUCGAAACCACCGCCACCGCCACCGCCACCGCCGCCGGAUGACGACGUGGUAGUCGUCCUGGUGAACGCAAAGCAGAACGCAGAUGCUGACAAAAAAGAUGCGCGAGGAAGCGGCCAGGACGGAAGGACCGAGUCCGCGACCAACAAGUCCGACACAUCAUCCUCCGGCGAGCAUCCGCAACAGCCGGAAGUGCCGGCUCCCGCCAGUGCGCCGGUGGACGCGGACGAAAUUAAAGCGAGUCAGACGUCCCACCUGGUAAACAGGCACAUGGUAUUGCCGUUCAUACCGCCAAAGUUCGCCAACGCGGACUCCAACACCCUGCUCAAGCCAUCCGAGUACCUGAAAAGUAUUUGCAAGGUGUCGACUAAAAACAGUCUGUCGAAAGCGAGGUCAGUGGACAACUUGGACAUCCAGAGCCGGAAUACGGAGCAGGGUGAAGAGGAGGAGGCGGACGAAGAGGAGGGGGCGCCAAGGAGCAACGAGGAGAUCAAAGGAUCUCCUACGGGCCCCCCGCCGCCACCUCUGUCUCCUCUGCAACAACGAGCACGAGGAGGAAAUCAGGUCCCGGGUGCCACCAGCACUGGUAACGAGACCGAAAGCUGCAAGAGCUCCCCGCAACAACCCUUAGCCACAAUCAGCAUCCAGGACCUCACGAGUAUCCAGCUACGACGGACUAGCACGAAGAUGAACGCCACCAAGACAUUCUCCGCUCCGCCUCCUCGCAGCGUGUCCAUGACUAACGUCUCGGAGCCGUUCUUCGUGCAGAAGACAGACCUAAUUGCCGAAUUGAAGCGCACGAAGGAUAUACCCGGAAUCAAAAAGCUAAAGGUGGAGAGGGCACAGGUAGAGAAGACUCAAGAGCAGAAUCUCAUGUCGGAAAUUAGCAAAGCGUUCAACGUUACGAAUUUUGUUGAUCAAAUCCCCGAGAAGGACAGCUCAGGAAAUGUAAUACCAAUCUGGAAGCGACAGAUGCUAGCUCGAAAAGCAGCUGAACGUGCGAAAAAAGAGCUCGAGGAGCAAAUAGCGCGAGAGAACGAGGAGAGGCGCCAGAAGGCAAUUCCGCCAUGGAAGCGACAGCUUCUCGCUAAGAAGGACACCGAGGAAAAGAGACUGAAUCAGACGCAGGUAUCCGCAUCGACGAGCACAUCGAAAUUUGAGGCAACGUCGGCAAACCCGAAGAGGGACGCCUCGCCGGCGGCGACGCAGGCGUCGUGCGUCAUCAAGAAGGAAGAAAAAUCCGAGGUCGAGGAGAAACGGGACGAUCCUGUCAAGGACGAUUCUGAUGAUGGUCAGAUUAUACCCUGGCGAGCGCAAUUAAGGAAGACCAACAGCAAACUUAAUAUCCUCGAUUAAUCACUGCGCACCAUUGCUUUAUCUGUUUGUCGAAAGAGACGCGUUAUAUAAGUAUCGUGUUUAAUCGUUAAACGCGUGGGAUUACGUACCAUAAAAUCUUUCCGAACUUAACGAAACUUACGCAACACGGAAAAAUGCGAGGAAAACAUAUCUCGCUAGUUGAGAUAAUAAACGACCAUAUAAGAUAACUCAUGGAAUUAUACAGUGCGAAGCGUGUUCAAUAUUCUCUAAAAGUUAUAUGUACUGAUGCUCUAAAAAAGUAAAAAAAAUAUUUUUAUAUGUUUCAUAGAAUGUCCUCGCAAACCUUCAUAAUUAACAUUGUAAUAUACAUAUAUACAUCUUGUUCUUUAUUUUUACGGAAACUAUCCUGGAGCAAAGUGGAAUUUAAUGGUUAUUUCAAGGUUGCAGGAAUUCAGAAAAAUAGAAAACUCAAAGGUAACUCGUCCGCUUUUUCUCAAAUA
This is a messenger RNA of Mycetomoellerius zeteki, 2760 nucleotides long. RefSeq names its product espin protein forked (gene f). The record is from RefSeq and is a predicted model, not a curated record. Gene Ontology annotation, molecular function: actin filament binding. The transcript is spliced from 12 exons. Gene Ontology annotation, biological process: actin filament bundle assembly. Lineage: Eukaryota; Metazoa; Arthropoda; Insecta; Hymenoptera; Formicidae. Gene Ontology annotation, cellular component: cytoplasm. Bases 80 to 2299 code for a protein of 739 amino acids.